Gigantopelta aegis is the source of this 4547-nucleotide messenger RNA. RefSeq names its product murinoglobulin-1-like. Lineage: Eukaryota; Metazoa; Mollusca; Gastropoda; Neomphalida; Peltospiridae. Gene Ontology annotation, molecular function: endopeptidase inhibitor activity. The coding region runs from base 235 to 4383 and encodes 1382 amino acids. The transcript is spliced from 33 exons. The record is from RefSeq and is a predicted model, not a curated record.
AUCCGUGACGUCGCUUUCAUCCGUUACGUGUACAACAUUUUACGUCCACAAUAAAAACACAAGGAGCUUGAGUUUUAGGAGACACCAUUCAGAUUUCUGAAUUCAUUCAUUUAACGGAAUUAUUUUGACAAAACAAGUUCAACAAGACGUCGUCGGCCCACUGCUAUAGCGAGAGCUCUACAGCUGUACAGACACUUCCGUGGUGGUAACGCCAGUAACCACGCUGCUGCUAUCAUGCUCUCCGUAACCAUUCUCUCCUUCCUGGCAGUGACAAUCAGUGCUCAGACAUUGGAUAAACCCAAGCCUGUGAAUGUCGGAAGCCGCGGCACCUACAUGAUCACAUUUGCAAGGAAGAUUCGGCCGGGUCUUCCCACCAAGAUGAGAGUCGACAUGAUUGGCGCGACCGCUCCGGUCAUCCUCCGCGUCGAUCUCGUGAACACGACCGACAAGUCAGUCAUCGCCUCAAAAACACAGACGUUUGCUCCUGGAGUGCCAACAGAUUUCAGUUUUGAAGUUCCCAAAAUACUGAAACCGUGGGUGCGAUGGAGAUCGGAACUGGCUAUGAACUUCAACGCUACUGGUGGACUGACGUUUGAAGAUUCCACGAGAGUGGACUUUAACAGCAAAACAAAAUCCAUCUUCAUCCAGACUGACAAAGCCAUGUACAAACCCGGAGAAGAAGUCAAAUUUCGGGUGCUGGCUACCUAUUCAAAUUUAAAGGUCGUGAGGGAACCCAUGACCAUUGUGGUUAUGGAUACCAACGGCAAUCGACUUAAGCAAUGGCUGGACGUAGUAAAUCUCGAAACUGGAGUCAUUCAGAAGUCAUUUGGUACGUCAAGAGAACCAGUGUUGGGAGAAUGGAAAAUUGAAGUCACGAUGGGCGACCAGACAGAAACUCAAGCUUUUGAAUUAGCAGAAUACGUGUUGCCGAAAUUCGAAGCUAACAUUGAGGUUUCUUCUCUGCUGUCUGUUAACACGACCAACAUCCCAGUGAAGGUCACAGCAAAAUACACCUUUGGUCAGCCCGUAGAUGGAAGCGUCAUUCUAAGGUAUCGACUCUCCUAUUACUAUGGAUCAUGGAGAUCCGACGCCAAGAAUCCUUUCAGAGAAAUUAAACUGCAGAUGCGGAACGGCGAGGCCACGACCAUAGUGCCAACACUCGACAUACGUCAGCUAGCUCUAGAAGGGGACCACAUGUCAACCCCCACCAAGACGGUCGCAGACAUCUCUCUCAACUACCGCUCGGUAGUGUUCGAGGCCAACGUCACGGAGAUUCAGUCAGGACGUGUUGUGUCUGCCGAGGCCACACGCCAGUUCUACAGAGACGCUAAGAAGAUGAACUGGAUGAACUUUUCUCCACGGAUCUACAAACCCGGUCUUAUCUAUACCGCUUAUCUCAAAGUUUCGUACCAAGACGACACCUUGUUGCCCCUGGACACCAAGUCACGCGUGAACAUCACUGUCUUCUACAACGUGGAACGACCCACCACAACCACCUCAUCGACCACAACAACACCGACAACCACAACCACCACUAGGGGUCCAGAGUUUGUAACCAACAAAUUCAAAAGCAAUAACACAAAACGUCUAGAUCUAAUUGAACUCCCCACUUUGCCAGAUGGACCUGGCUUCAAAAGGCCGCCGAGAUUCUACCCCAGGUACGACAGACUGAACUUGAAACCUCAGUGGUAUUCCAUUGGCAAAGGAGGAAUCAUUGUCCUGAAGGUUAAGAUACCAAAAGAAGCUAACAGCAUCUCCAUUGAGGCUAAGUUGGAGGGCAGUGACGUCAUGGCAUACCGGUAUGUGUCCAGAAGCUACUCCCCUAGUGACAACUUCAUACAGCUCUCCCUCAAAACACCAACACGACCAAAGGUUGGCAUGUCUGCCGAAUUUGAGCUCAAGUCUACGGAACCAGUCAAAAGAAUCACAUACCAGAUUAUAUCCAAGGGAAAGAUAAUAAUCUCAAAGGACGUCGUGACACCGACUGCAUCAAACCUCAUGUCCCUGUCUAUUCCGAUUGUCGCUGCCAUGUCUCCGAAAGCAGACAUCGUCGUGUUUCAUGAACGGGAAGACGGGGAGGUCGUCGCCGACUCCAUGUCUGUCAGUGUGGAAGGGACGUUCGACAACCAGGUGCGUCUGUCGUUCAACAAGGACCAGGUCAAACCGGGGGAGAAGGUAACUUUGACGGUUAGUGCCGACCCAGACACCGUGGUCUACAUUAAAGGAGUCGACAAGAGUGUGCUGCUUCUCAAGGAUGGAAAUGACAUCACAGAAGACAAGGUACUUCGAGAAUUGACGAGCUAUGACUAUGGCGGUUAUUACCCGUAUUUUGACAUCAUGAGAUCCUGGUGUUGGGUAAUUCCCUCCAGCGGAUCAGAUGCCAGCAGUAUAUUUCGGAAAGCCAACUUGGCAGUAGUAACAGAUUCUACAAUAUACCGGCAUCGAACGAACUUCUGGGGUGGUGGAAUGCCCAUGCCGCUACAGGGUGCAGGGUUUGCAGGAGAGGAGAUGGCGGUCGCCUUUGAUUCCACAGCCACUGGGGGAGCAGGUGCAGGAGGUUUCAAGCCUGUCGAACGAAUCAGGAAGUUCUUUCCCGAAACGUGGAUUUGGGAUGCAGUGGUUAUCGGUCCUAGUGGAAAACACGUUGAAGAGAAAACUGCACCUGAUACAAUUACGACAUGGGUUGCCACUGCGUUUGCCAUGCACGAAGCAAAAGGGCUAGCUGUUGCUCCCAACGCUGCCAACUUAACAACCUUCCGCAAGUUGUUUGUGUCGCUGAAUCUGCCGUACUCAGUCAUACAAGAGGAGGUGGUCUGUCUGCAGGCUCUGGUCUUUAAUUACUUCCCCAAAAAUAAAAUGGUCCUUGUAACACUAAGAAAAAAUAAAGACUUUUUGAAUGUGUUCAAACAAAGACAGUACUUUUGGUGGACUCCAGAGUUAAAUUCCUUCAGCACUGAGCAUACACAGUUUGGAUAUGUGGAUGCCGGCAAGAGCAUGUCAUUCUACUAUUGUAUAUACCCUCGUGUAACUGGGCAAAUCCGUCUCACCUUCACUGUCCAGUCGUGGGAAGGAUCCGGUGAUGGUGUUCAAAGAGAUCUUCUAGUAGAGCCACGAGGCACACAAAGGACGAAUAACAUACCCGUCCUAGUUGAUCUGCGAAACCAACGUCAGUUCCGGAAGAAUGUCCUUGUGGAGUUUCCUCAAACUUUCGUGAAGGGGUCUGAGCUGGUUAAAAUCAACGUUGCUGGUGAUGUUAUUGGUCCGACCUUAUCUAACCUCGAUAGUCUUUUGAGAAUGCCGUACGGGUGUGGUGAACAGAACAUGCUGAAUUUCGCUCCCAACAUAUACGUCAUUAAAUACUUGAGAGAAACUGGACGCGAAACAGAAAAAAUAUGGAGGAAAGCAGAAAACCAGUUAGAAAAAGGUUACCAACAGGAACUGAAGUAUAUGCAUAGAGAUGGAUCCUUCAGUGCAUUCGGUGACAAACAAACGGCGUGGAACAAAGGCAAACGGAAUGGUAGCAUGUGGCUGACUGCGUUUGUAACGAAAUGCUUCGUCCAGGCGGUUGAUCUGAUCCCUACUAUUAUAGACAGUAAUGUCAUUGGUAGAAGUCUGAAGUUCAUGGUUGACCAUCAGGCAAAGAACGGCUCAUUCCCAGAACCAGGAAAGGUCUUUAACACCCGACUACAGGGCGGUUCUGGUUCCGGGGAGGCUCUGACAGCCUAUGUUCUGAUAGCGCUCAAUGAGGCGGGGUCCUGGCUGACUGACAUUAAACCAAACUCUGUGGAGCAGAAACAUAUCACAAAGCAGAAGGUCACUGAAUCUGCAACGAAGGCUACACAAUAUUUGGAACAACAGUUCAGCACGCUGACAGACGUUUAUGAUAUUGUAAUCGUGACGUAUGCUUUACAACAAGUCAAUUCAAAAAUAUAUCCUGUUGCCAAGACAAAGAUGGAAUCUUUAGCAAAAGAGAGUGAUGGAGUGAAGUACUGGGCUAAGACGAAACCGACCCGCACGGGACGACGUCGUUACUGGUGGUACCGCGACACCGACGCCCUCAACAUCGAGAUGACGGCGUAUGCUCUACUCACGUACGACAUUCGGGAUGCCACUGCGGGUAUACCAAUUGUCCGCUGGAUCGGCAACCAGCGAAAUGACAAGGGAGGAUUCAUCUCAACGCAGGACACCGUCAUGGCACUACAGGGUCUCACGCAGUUUGCGCAGGCGCUGUACUCACGUGACCAGCUCAACAUGACGAUUUCUGUGCAGAAUCCAACAGGGAGGAGAACGUACAACCUGAACAAGAACACAGCUCUCAUGCUGUACUCAGACGACCUGCCGGCCAAUAUUAACAGCCCAUUCACAGUAAAUAUCGAAGGGUGAAGGUCAAGGCGUUGGAGUUGUUGAGAUAGCCAUGCAGUUUCACGUGGAGACUGAAGUGGUUGAUCCAAAAUUCGACCUGAGGGUUGAAGUGAACACCCCGCCUAAUCACGACAAACAUUUCGAACUUCACGUCUGCUUUCAACACCUGAUGGUGGGAGACAGCG